UGUGAUUCAGUUCGGUAAAUCGGCCAAACGAUCCCCGGAAUCCACCCAGAUUGGACAAUACGGAAAUGGCUUAAAAUCAGGUUCCAUGCGGAUCGGCAAGGAUUUCAUCCUCUUUACGAAGAAGGAAAACAGCAUGACGUGUCUCUUCUUGUCCCGCACCUUUCACGAAGAGGAAGGCAUUGACGAGGUGAUUGUUCCGCUGCCCACCUGGAAUGCCCGCACCAGAGAGCCUUUGACAGAUAACAUGGAAAAGUUUUCCAUCGAGACAGAAUUGAUUUACAAGUAUUCUCCUUUCAAAUCGGAGCGGGAAGUGAUGCAACAGUUUGACAAGAUUUUUGGAGAGAAAGGGACCUUGGUGAUCGUCUUCAACCUCAAAUUGAUGGACAAUGGUGAACCCGAGCUAGACGUGACCUCUGAUCCCCGAGAUAUCCAGAUGGCUGAAACUCCACCCGAGGGAACGAAACCUGAACGUCGUUCUUUCCGUGCAUACGCUGCUGUGCUCUACAUCGAUCCCAGAAUGCGGAUCUUCAUCCAUGGCCACAAAGUUCAAACCAAACGCCUCUCCUGCUGCUUAUACAAGCCUAGGAUGUACAAGUAUACAUCCAAGCGCUUCAAGACUCGAGCAGAACAAGAGGUGAAGAAAGCAGAGCAUAUGGCUCGGAUUG
Thamnophis sirtalis is the source of this 665-nucleotide messenger RNA. The record is from RefSeq and is a predicted model, not a curated record. NCBI's taxonomy places the organism in Eukaryota, Metazoa, Chordata, Lepidosauria, Squamata, Natricidae.